AAACAACAAACAAAAUAUUUUUACUGAUGCAAGAAAAUUGAGAUCUAACCCGGAAACAGAUUGACGGCCUUACUCCAUCAUCAGUUUCCCGCAAUAUUAAUGGGGAAAAACAAAGUAGACUUUUCUACACAGACGGAUGAAUCCCUUUUCUGUUUCCUGUAGAUGUGUUUCCACGAGUGUGAAGCAAUUGCUUGACAUUUACCAUUUAUUGUCAAGAAUGGGUCAUCCAUGUUCACGUUGCCAGCAACACAAUACCCAUAUUGCCAAUGCUACUGAAGACACCAUUAGAAUUGUUUUGUCUGAUAACAACGGCCGAGAGACGACACAAGUCAUCCGUGGUGGGGAAUAUGUCAACAUCCCUACAGUGCAUGGUUCCGUUACCAUAGGCGUCUUUCUCCAGAAAGAAGAUGGAAGUUUUGAAAAUAAUGCUGUUACCAGUUUUUCAGAACAAUCCGAUCGAAGUUUUAUAGUGAAGGGACACCGCGGUGGCAAUGUGACAAUUUGCAGAACAUCGCCUGGGACAAUUUGGGUUGAGGGUGCACCCAUGGUAAUCUGAUUAAAAUCAGAUCCUUUGAUUCGCUCACAUAGAUUGCUACACAAGUUUUCGUGUGAGCGUAUCAAAGGAUCUAAUUUUAAUCAGAUUGCACCCAUGGUAAAUAGCAAAUUAAAAAAACAAUCUUUUCUUCGAGAUUGACAUAAGUGUUUUUAAGAAAUUUGCUUUCAUUGUCACUCUUUAAAAAAAGAUGACACCUUCAUCAUCCUUACUUCAGGCAAAAAGAACAAUGAUCCGCUGUAUAAUGAUUCAAUAUUCAGGUUUAUUUAGCGACAUUUAUUUAUUGUUUAUUUUUUGUUGUUGUUAGUACUCGUACAGAUUCUCCUUCACUGCCAUUGAUAUUUUAUAGAGGAGUAAAGAAAGUGCUCGGUAGAACAUUUACUGGAACACCUAUGUAUCUUUUUUUUUAUAAGGAUUUGAUAUAGUUUAAGAGUCUAGAAUAGGUACGGUUAUUCAAAUUCAAUUUGAUUGUUUGUAGUAUUAAAA
Messenger RNA from Saccostrea cuccullata (small rock oyster), 1039 nucleotides. RefSeq lists its product as uncharacterized. The record is from RefSeq and is a predicted model, not a curated record. Bases 137 to 556 code for a protein of 139 amino acids. NCBI's taxonomy places the organism in Eukaryota, Metazoa, Mollusca, Bivalvia, Ostreida, Ostreidae. The transcript is spliced from 2 exons.